Monascus purpureus is the source of this 2003-nucleotide messenger RNA. The record is from the annotation of a GenBank genome assembly. Lineage: Eukaryota; Fungi; Ascomycota; Eurotiomycetes; Eurotiales; Aspergillaceae.
AAACAUACGACCGCCACCUCUAUUCCCUCACCCCCUCGCAGUCACGUCCCCUGUAAUCGGUCGCUCUCAUCUUCCCUGCAUCAGCUUAUCCGAUCCGAUCGCACUGCGUCAUCCCGCGACCAGGCGCCGCGCGCGUGUGCCGGCUGGUACGGUCCAGGCCACCUGGGUCUCUAUGAACCUGCGGAACGCACAUUCAGGGACCAUCGAGCGCUUUGAUUCUGCCUACAGCUUCGUCACAGACACUUGUUUUCCCAGCUACAUGCUCAUGGUGGUGCGCAUGCUGUCAUCUUCUCACAAUGGCCGCCUCUGUGCGAGUAUCCGGCCCUCCCAACGGCAACUUCCUCAUAGGUUAUCCUGGCAUCUCCGCGACAAUGCCUCGCAUUGAAGGUAAGGUCGAGAUUCGUCCUAGCGUCGGCAUUACGGCCCCAGUCAGCAUCUCCCUCGUCACCAUAUCCCUCUGUCGUCGCGAAACAAUACAUCCCUCUGCCGAUUCGGUGACCAAAAAGCACCUCGCACCACCUAGGAAGGAAAUAACUGAUAUUGUGGGCAAGGAAAUGCUCCUGUACCGUUGCGCGGCAGGUCGGGAAUCCGAGGACGUCGUCAUGAUGGAUCUACCCUUCGUCCUCUUCAUUCCCUUCGGUCGCGGUGGUACAGACCCCUCAAGACGGGUUCCCCCAGCCAGUUUACAGCUGCCCAGUCGCACCGCGGAGACCUAUUACGAGAUGGUAGUGACGGUCCAACAGGGACCCGCGGAGCAGCGGAAAUACCACUUCCCAGUGCCCAUUACACGAUAUGACACAUUGUCGACGUUUGGCAUGUACAAUCAUCCGGAGUCUGCGGAGAAGGUUUCGGACCAUCUGGUUACCUUGGGUAUAUCCCUGCCGCGGUGGUCGUACGGUCCCCUCGACCCCGUGAGCGUCUACGUCAAGCUAUCUCCCAAUCCGAAUUGGUUGAACAAAGCUAAAAAGGUCACGAUCAACAAGAUCACAAUCGCCAUUGAAGAAGAGAUCACCUACAACCACGAAGGCGACGAGCCGCAACGGAAAGUCAAGACCCUGACCAAGAGGACGGAACCCGUUGGUGUGAAGCUUCCAGAAUCAGGAUAUCUGACGAACCUCGGACUGGUGUUCCCUGCGAAGGAUUGGCGGGAUUCUGAUGGUAUCCUUCCGAGAAGUAAGGCGGCUUUUCCAAUGUACGCGGUCAGUGGCUUUACAACCACGGCGACUCUCUACAAGAUCGAGUAUUAUUUGACUGUGAAGGCUCACUUAGCUUCCGCAAGGGAUAUCCAAAUCCGACAACCCAUCGUUGUUUGUCCUCUGGACCAUGCCGGGUGUAAGGAAGAAAUGGAAGCCAUUGAACAGGCAGCACGAGAUGCUGUUCAUAUUAACCCCGAAAACCCCAUGUUACCUCUUCCAUCGGUCGUGCGCCUUCAUGACCCCAAUGCCCUCCGGCAUCUGGGAGUUGCCAUAGUUGGGAAUCAAAAGAAGCCCCUGAUCGACUGAACGAAUGGGAUGACUAUCUGAAUACUUCCACUGCAAGCACCGUACAUUGGAGAAAGGGAGGAGCGCAGAAUAUGGUCUCUCGACGAUCCAUAUACAAAAGUCAAGUUUUGACCCUUGCUAUUGCAAGAUGUGAAAGACACUGGACUGCUACGCACGCGUCGAGAAUAUCUUACCAUCAAGCUUGCAACGAUGCAAGCACCAUUACGUCUUAUGAUUGCAUAGGUCUCGGAGUUUUGAUUUCCAGGAUGCACGUUGUAUUUUCUUCUUCGACGGAAAAUGGUGUUCAGGCUUGUCCUCAUAUGGACUUUCUUUCCUAUUUCUUUCGUCUUCUCUUGAAUUCUCGUUUUGGCCUGUGGUUGAUUUUAUAUGUAUUUAUUUUUUGCUAUUUUCUUGUGCUUUUCCUGCUACAUUUCUCUUUCCUCCUGGGUUGAUAGGAACCACAGUACAUACAUGAUACAAUAACACAGUGAAGUUUGAAUUUCUUGAUAGUCAAUGUCCAAA